AUGGACGGCAUGCACAUGUAUGGCCGGGGUCCGGCGUUUCCAUUCAAGGGAAACGUUUAUCCCCAGCCUAAUAUGUAUGCUGUUAACCCGAAUCCUCAUCACCAUCUCAUGAUGCAUCCUAAUGCCUCAAUGCCAUCGCAACUUCAUCCUCAUGCCCAGGCCAUUGAUAGCUUUAACUACGGUUCGGUUAGACAACCACCGGUUCUAAAUGAACCUGGUGCUACCGCAUCUAGUUAUGAUAAAGAUUCUUCAUCGCAUCUACGCCAAGGUGGACCUAUGCCUUCUUGGAAUGUUUCUGAUGGUAUGGCGGAUAAAUAUUACUCAAAUAUACCUUCUGGAGCUUAUAGGCCCUUCGACUCUGAGGGUGAUUUUGAAAAGAAUUAUACGCCACAGGGCCCUAUAGAUCAACCUUUACCUCAGGGUAAUUGGGACAAUUCGGCAUCGAAUCAGUAUGCAGGUGGAAGGUUAGCAAUAUUUCUUGAGAAUGCGAAUUGUGCCUAUGAAUUAGUAGAAUCGGAUUUGAGGGAGUUAUUUUCUUAUUAUUCGGGUGUCCAUUGCCUAGCAAUAUCACCAGAUUAUCCUGCUGCAGAGUUAGUUGUAACGGACCCUAACACAUGUAACGUGGCAGCAGCGGAAUUAAAUGGUUUGGUCCUCCAUGGUGUAGGGACCUUGCGCUGCGUUGUUAUGAAGCCAGGCCAAACAUUGCAAUCAUUGUUGUCCUCUGCGAAUAUGUAUGCAUAUCAGAAUGCUAGAGCUCCUUCAAACCCUGCGGAUACACAGAAUUUUAACGCAGAUACACGCCAAUUUGGAGCACCUCCCAGCAACACUCCCAUGGGAAAUCCACCUCCUAGCGUCCCAGCUGUCAAGACAAACGGUAGACAUAUAACUUACAAUAAUGUUGAUCAUGUCCCCGGGAUAACAAGCAACCCCAAUACUAGGCGUUUAUGUCGUUUUGAGUUGGUUGAGUUGUUUUCAUACGAACCGGAUUUUGAUGUUACUAGCUGUAUUCUUGGACCGAACAAUAGUAAUAUUGAGUAUAUCAUGAGAAAUUCAAAUAAUAAAGUAGAUUUAACUAUAAAGGGAAAGCCGCUAAAUUCUGCAAAGGUAGUUGAUAGACUGCAUUUAUCGGUAUCGUCCAGUGAUUUUGUAUCGUAUAAUCAAGCUAUAUCUAUGGUUGAGGAUAUGCUUUCAUCUGUUUGUGAAAAGUAUGUUGCGUAUGUCAAAGAACGAGGCAAAAUUGUCUCAAAUUUGGUUGGAUUUAAAAGGCAUGAAUAUGAGGAAGAUAAGAAUGGCAACCUAGAUUAUAAGGGGGUCGUAGAAAAGCCAAAAACAUGGCUAGACAGCCACAAUUCAAGGCGUCAAGGAUCGUCUUUUAGUAAGCCCGGUGCAUAUGGUAGCCGUGUUUCCGGUCCUCCCAAAAAAUUCCACGAUCGUGGUCGUCCUGCGCCCGCUGUUCGUCCAAAUCCUCGUGCAGUUAACCCACGUAGUAGAAGUAUACGUAAAUAA
Theileria equi strain WA is the source of this 1506-nucleotide messenger RNA. RefSeq lists its product as hypothetical. Lineage: Eukaryota; Apicomplexa; Aconoidasida; Piroplasmida; Theileriidae. The record is from RefSeq and is a predicted model, not a curated record. The transcript has a single exon. Gene Ontology annotation, molecular function: RNA binding. Bases 1 to 1506 code for a protein of 501 amino acids.